CUGCGUACGUAAAUGGCAACUCAAACCUGGACCGAUGGGCUAAUUCAUGCAAUAAACAACAAAGGAAAGCAGCUGUUCGUUUCUGAUUGGGCCGUAGUCAUCAAAGACAAAUAUCCAAAAGCUAUGCACCACUUCUUAGUACUUCCCUGGAGAGACAUCGAUUCUGUUUAUGAUCUUUCGUCGGGAGAUACUGCACUGUUGCAAGAUAUGUACGAUCUCGGAUUGAAAGCCAUCGACACAACGGGUUUGACAGGUGAUCGGUUCGAUUACGGUUAUCACAUGAAACCGUCCAUGAGACGAUUACAUUUGCAUGUCAUUUCGAAGGAUUAUCAUUCGCACUGUCUUUCGCACCGAUACCAUUGGAACGCAUUUAAUACGGAAUUUUUAAUCAAGCACGAAGAUGUAGUAGAAAAACUGCGCGAGCAAGGCUGCGUUGAACGUCCUUCAUUGCAUUACAUUAUGCAGCUUCUUGAGACGCCAUUGCGUUGCAAUCAAUGCACUUUCAGACCGGCAAACUUUGCCAAACUUAAAUUACACCUAAAACAACACGUGGAAUCAAUGAAUCAUAGUACAGCAGGCAGCUGA
This is a messenger RNA of Anopheles maculipalpis, 585 nucleotides long. RefSeq names its product aprataxin-like. Bases 13 to 585 code for a protein of 190 amino acids. Lineage: Eukaryota; Metazoa; Arthropoda; Insecta; Diptera; Culicidae. Gene Ontology annotation, biological process: single strand break repair; double-strand break repair. The transcript has 3 exons. The record is from RefSeq and is a predicted model, not a curated record. Gene Ontology annotation, molecular function: mismatched DNA binding; single-stranded DNA binding; single-strand break-containing DNA binding. Gene Ontology annotation, cellular component: nucleus.